Lactuca virosa is the source of this 330-nucleotide messenger RNA. NCBI's taxonomy places the organism in Eukaryota, Viridiplantae, Streptophyta, Magnoliopsida, Asterales, Asteraceae. The record is from the annotation of a GenBank genome assembly.
AUGGCCAAUCAGAUGCCUGAUAUAAAGGAAGCAUUUGGAAAAUACUCUAAUGAUGGGUUCCAUAUGAGUUCCGAUCAACUGCGAUUGUUCAUUGAGGAGUUGCAGGGCGGCGAUGGUGCCUCAAUUUCAAUGUAUCUAAUCGAUUCCCGAGUCUCCGUUAUCUUAUCCAACAUAACAAACUCCAUUGAAUAUGAUUUGACCGUUCAGGACAUCAUCUGUAAGUUUUCUAAAAAAGGUCUCACCCCAUCCUUGAUUGGCGUUAUUCUUCAUGAUCCCAUGGUAUUGCUCAGGGCUUGCUCUAGAAAUCCAAAAAGGAUUUAUACCACCUGA